This is a messenger RNA of Effrenium voratum, 3275 nucleotides long. Lineage: Eukaryota; Dinophyceae; Suessiales; Symbiodiniaceae. The record is from the annotation of a GenBank genome assembly.
UGAUCCCUCCGGCUCUGCAAUAAUCGUGUGCUCAUGGCGGGGCCAUGUCCGGCUCCAGGCGCCUGGCGCAAGAAAUCGCGGCAGCGCCCAGCAGUUCUGCGGCCCUCGCAAUUCUGCGCCGGGCCAAGAAGAUCAACCAGAUCCAUGUUACGGCAUGUCUACACCGGGUUGCUCUCAAACCUGUGGAUUCCAGACAACUGGAGGUGCUCCUGGAGCAGUUGCAGGUGGAGCAGCUGGAUGCCGAGGCGCUGGCGAUCAACGCCUGGUCUCUGGCAAAGCUGUGGCAGGCCGCUGGCAAGACAGGCGCCGAGCUUCGGCAGAGCCUGUGGUACAGCGCAGCACAGCGCAGGUCUGAAAUUUCAGCGCGGCACCUCUCGAAUCUGCUGUGGUCUGUUGCAACCAGCCGGGACGGAACAACGGAGACAGUCCUAGCCUUCAGCGACAUGCUGAUGUCGCGCCUGGUCGAUCUUUCUCCGCAAGGCUUGGCCAACUGCUUCUGGGCGCUGAGCAAGCUGAAAGCCGAGCGCGGAUCUAUCGCUUUGGACGCUCUCGCUUUGCAGGGCGAGCUGCGGAUCUCCGAGUUGCAACCGCAAGAUCUUGCCAGCAUGCUUUGGUCCGCCAGUGCCUUUGCUGUUCGCUUCGGGCGCCUUGCCGGUCUGCUGGCGCCCGCUGCAGCAGCAGCGCGGGCGCAGCUUUCGGGCAGGCAGCUGACGAAUGCAGCCUGGGCAGCAGCGACCAUUUUGCCUGACUCGGGAGAUGCUGUGGCGGUGCUCGUGGCAGAGGCGCUGACGCGGCAGCUGAACGUCCGAGACCUGCCGAACCUGUGCUGGGCACAAGCCAACGUGGCUGCGGCCGCUCCGCCUGGUCUGGCAGAAGCAGUGCACCACCGCCUUCCAGAGCUCCAUGCCAAGCUGCCGGACCUGCUUUGGGCUUUGGCGGUCUGUGGCGCCAAUGCCGCACCCUUGCUGCUGGAGGUCGCAGGCACGGGGCCAAGCGCCGCCAGAGCAGCGCAGCUGCUUUGGUGUCAAGCUACGCUGCGGCAGCCCGGGGGCUGCGAGCUCCUGAGUUUGGCGGAGCAGCAUGCCUGCGAGCUGGAAGCGUUGGAUUUGUCCCGCUGUGCCUGGGCAGCUGCCACAUUGGGACAGGCCGAGCAUCGCUUCUCCGCCGCGCAAGGCUUGGCCAGUGCUGUGGCGGAGGUGGAGGUUUCGGCGCCGGCCACGGUGGUGCAGGUCUCCUGGUCCUUGGCAAAGCUGCAGCUCUUCGUGCCGGCGGCAAUGCAGCGACUCUCUCGUUGCAGCGGCUUGCAGCCGCAGGACUUGGCUUUGUGUCUUUGGGCCUUUGCCUUCUGGCACUUCGCAGGCGAUGGCCAAAAUCGUCUCCUGGCAGAAGCGCAGCGCUGCGUUGGGGAGUUCGCGCCGCAGGACCUGGCCAACGUGGCCUGGGCCUUGGCAUCGCUUCUCAGCACACCUGAACCGCUGCUGGCGGCGCUUGCCAGUGAGGCUCAGAGAAAGCUGCCUGAGCUGGAGCCACAGCAUCUUUGCAACCUUCUUUGGGCAUUUGCCGUGAUCGGUUGGGACUCGAGUAUCCUUCGAAGCCUCUCUGUAAGCAUGCUGCCCAGGACACGCGAGCUGGAGCACAUGGGCCUCUCCGCUAGCUGCUGGGCGUUGGCUCUUGCAACGAAAAGUGCCGGGGUUGGAGCCGCUACGGACACUUGGCAGGUGAUGCAGGCCAUGAUGCUGGCGCCGCAGCUUGCACCAGGAAGCAGUGCACCUUUGCACAGCCCGGUGGCUGUUCGGCCAGGUGGCAGAAGGACGAUCGGACUGCGUCCAGUUUUUGGAGGCCUCCUGAGCUGCGCAGUGGUGAGGCAGCUGCAGGUCUUCCGGCAAGUCCGGAGAAGCAGAGGUGGACCUUCCGGUCCUUUGCUGCGAGAACAGCGGCGUGCCAAGAAGGCAGCCCGGGAACAACGCCUGGAGCAGUUUCGAUCGCCCUACAUCGAGAACAGCAACGAGCCACCGCCAGUCACCGCGCGGGGCUCGCCCAAGACGGGCGCCUGGGAGGCUGGGCAGCCGGACGCGGAGGAGCAGCGCCAGGGGCAGUUCACGUCGCCGUGGACGGGCCGCGUCUACGACCGCUGGGCCCCGGAGAACGGGCGGCAGUUCAAGAUCGACCGGCAGGGCGGCCUGGCGCGCUCCCGCGCCUUCCAGACCCCCACGCAGAGGCAGAUUGCCACAGCUGUAGAGGAGCGAAUGUCGGAUACGACGCCGGAGUGGGCAAAGUACUACCCAGGCUUGGCGCCGCUCGACAAGCUGCCGCCCAACCAGCGCCGUGUGGGUGCACAGGUGAAGACCUUUGAAAGGCAUGCCUACCGGGCAGGAAAUUUUGGUGACAUUUUCAAGCAACUGCUGGUGCAUACGAUUGUGGAGCUGAAGGUCAAGAAAAAGGAAUCGCCGCUGUGGUAUGUGGAGCCUUGUGGUGGCGAGGGCGAGUACCACGUGCAGCGCAUGCGCUCAGAACUGGAUGAGCGGCCUCCCAUGAAGUGGCCGACUGCUGAGGACCUCUAUUCUGCGUUGGAGAAGGAAGACCUCACUUACAUGCCUCCGGAGGUGAAGGGUUGGAUGGAGGCAAUGAACAUGCUGAACUUCCCGGAUGUGGACUUCGAAUAUGCUGGUGACGGAGCCUCCCGGGACCCUUUAGAGCACGGCGUGCAGUGGUUGCCCAGCACUUCGCUUAUGGCCUUGCGGCUGCUCCGUGAGCAAGAUCCAGUGACAAUCUGGGAGGACAGUCGCACCGCUUUUGGGCCACUCUUCAACUUCGUGCGCAACUGGAGCUCCAAGUUCGCACCGCACAUUGAGUUGAUCUUCAAAGACGGGCUGAAGCACGCACAUAGAAGAUGGGUGCAGAGGAAGCCUGGAUCUAUCUCAGAAGUGUACGGCAAGUACAACGGCCAGCGAGGGGUUGUCUUCAUUGACCCGGAUUAUACGCGUGGUGGGGAAGCAGAGCGCUGCGAGAAGUUGGUGCUGGACCUGUGGAAGCACUGGCGCUCGGCCACCGUGGUGGUGACCUACCCCAUAGGUCCCAAGUAUGAAAAGAAAGCAAGAGACUUCAACAUGGCGUUGCGCAAGGCCGACAAGACCCUGGACCUCAUCACCAUCGAAGCCUACGUGGAGAACAAGGAUUGGCACUCGGGCUCCGAGGAAGACAAGUGGCGAGGCUAUGGCAUGCUCAUCUCCCAGGCACCUCACACCACUGCUCAGCGGGCACAGGCUGCCCUGAAG